AAUAAAUAAAAAAAUGAAAAUGAAAACUCAAACGGAUCUCGGUGGCAAACGUAGGAGGGGGGGUUUUGUUUUGCAGUGAGCUGAGGCUGAGGCUAUUAUCAACACAAACAUCAAUCUCAGUGAAAUUGUCUCUGUGAUCGUGAUUGGCGAUUAUUUCAUCAUGCUCUUCGCUUUAAUUUCCCUUUUCAAAUCCAUCUGAAAAUUUCUGUGUUCAAUUGGACUAUAAUCCCUCAAUGCAAUGGUGGUCUGCAAAUGUCGCAAGGCUACUAAGUUAUAUUGCUUCGUGCACAAAGUUCCUGUCUGCGGAGAAUGUAUCUGCUUCCCGGAGCACCAAAUCUGCGUGGUCCGGACUUAUUCAGAAUGGGUUAUAGAUGGGGAGUAUGAUUGGCCCCCCAAAUGCUGUCAAUGCCAAGCUGUUUUGGAAGAGGGGGAUGGAUCUCAAACAACUCGACUGGGUUGCUUGCAUGUUAUCCACACAAAUUGCUUGGUCUCCCAUAUCAAGAGUUUUCCUCCACAUACUGCCCCAGCAGGAUACGUGUGUCCUUCAUGUUCUACUUCGAUAUGGCCUCCCAAAAGUGUGAAAGAUUCGGGAUCUUGUCUUCAUUCCAAGUUGAAGGAAGCUAUCAUGCAGUCUGGUAUGGAAAAGAAUAUCUUUGGGAAUCAUCCAGUUUCGAUGUCAGUUACAGAAUCACGAAGUCCUCCACCUGCUUUUGCUUCAGAUCCAUUGGUUGGUAGGGAAAAUCAUGGAAACUCAGAUUCAGUUGAUGGAUACUCAGCUGCAACUGGGUCAGAACUACCUAAGCUUUCAGAGACAGAUAUAGUGGAGAUAGAUGGUGCCAGUUCAGCAGGAAAUUUCAUGAAAAGCUCAAGUCCUGUUGGUCCUGGUGCCACGACAAGGAAGGCCUCACUCCAUGUUGAGCGACAGAAUUCUGAAAUCUCUUACUAUGCUGAUGAUGAAGACGGGAAUCGUAAAAAGUAUACAAAACGAGGUCCGUUCCACCACAAGUUUCUUAGAGCUUUACUUCCUUUCUGGUCUAGCGCUUUACCUACUCUACCAGUGACCGCACCUCCAAGGAAAGAUGCAUCAAAUGCAACUGAAGCCUCAGAAGGCCGUACUCGACAUCAAAGAUCAUCAAGGAUGGACCCCAGAAAAAUCCUUCUCCUGAUUGCAAUUAUGGCUUGCAUGGCAACUAUGGGUAUAUUGUAUUACAGACUAGUGCAACGGGGUCCAGGGGAAGAGCUUCUCAAUGAUGAAUAAAUUUUCCAUACAGUGCUCCUGAAGUCCAGAGAUGUUCAGUGGCUCCCAUUUUCGAUAUUGCUGGUUACUGUUGCUUCUGCUGCUUAUCUGUUUUUUAUUUGGAUCGGUCGCUGUUUUCGGCAAACAUACAAGUGGCUUGUUGAUAAUUUUCAUUUGAAUGCCUAUGACAGUGACGUGUUACAUAGAAUCCUUGUAAGCCAUCGUUGCUCUAUGCCCUCAGUUUUGGUAUCCAUUUGGAAUGUAAUUGCAAAUUCAGAUUUAAGUGUUGUUCUCUUAAUUGGAUUAAGUUUUAUCCGCCAUUUCAAAUAUAAUUCGGACGUUCUUUAG
Molecule: messenger RNA, 1585 nt
Organism: Abrus precatorius (Indian licorice)
Lineage: Eukaryota; Viridiplantae; Streptophyta; Magnoliopsida; Fabales; Fabaceae
Product: zinc finger protein-like 1 homolog
Exons: 9
Coding region: 239-1258 (339 amino acids)
Cellular component (GO): Golgi apparatus
Source: RefSeq, a predicted model, not a curated record